AUGGACUACGCCUCGUGUAAUAUUGUCUACGUGGAUCGCACAGCUCUCGAGGACAAAUUGGUGCGAAGAGAGGAUGUGGUGUCAAACGUCUCGACCGUGGAAAACUCGACUCCUGCCACCGAUGGCGCGAUAACACCUCGAGCGAUCAGUCUCGUCGACAACAAUGUGAACAUUUUACUUGGGACAUUCACUGAAGUCCACGUUUGUGCCUCGGGAAAGUCCUGCAUAUCGAAAGUCUCCGAACUCAACCGCGCAUCGAUCGUGGAUUUAAUACCUACCCUCGUUCUGAUCGAUAUCCCGUAUGAUGAUCAACUAAAUGAGCGACCCGCGAGAGAAGUUCGGACACCUUCGCCCAGUUCCAAACAACAGGUGGAUGGUCUACACGACGAUGAUCCCGGGGAGGCAUAUGGAAUAAAAUUAUUACAAUGGAUCGCAUCCGAAAUUCAACAGCACAGUUUAUCCAAACUGAUUGUACCAGUGGCCGUGGUUUCCGCGUCGGAGCAGAGUCUUGCAGUCAAUUCGUCAAAAGUUCGCAUGAGUUCGAGAUCGGAACCCGCUCCUCUGAACGGAUAUGAAAUGGGCCGACAACCCCGGAAAUUGAGCGGCAUAUACAUCCCAUUAGAUCAGAGAAGGACAAUGAGGUUUUUAGAUAUCGGCGCAGUGGAUGUCUUAACUAGUCCUCUUCUGCUGGAACGAUUGCCCAGCUUGGCAGUGCAUGCAUAUCGAGCGCAUAAAGAUGCGUCCAAGGAUCAUAGGGCAUUGAUGGAAAUGAGGCGGGGAAGAAAGCGAUCAUGGGUUGGUGUGGAGGAUCAAAAACCUUAUGCGUAUCUAAGAGAAGCUAUGGUUUCCGGAUUGAUGGAUGGAAUUUGCAGGUUAAACAGCGAAGAAUUAGAAGAGUAUGGCAAUUUGAGAGUGACGGUGGCAUUAGAUCGGAGGGAAAUGAUAGUUCAUGCCAUUAGUUCGUGGCAGUUCUCGGCGCAUGAUUUUACCGACGAUGAACUUCUUUAUGCAUCGUCAUUAAUGUUACAACAUGCACUCUCCAUGCCGGAACUGGAGAAGUGGCGGAUAUCCACAGAAAACCUUACCGGAUUUCUUCUCGCAAGCCGAUCCGCAUACAAUGCUUUUGUACCAUAUCAUAAUUUUCGUCACGUCGUUGAUGUCCUUCAAGCCACAUUUCACUUUCUCGUACGGAUGGGAAAUCUUCCAGAGUAUCCUUCCACGACAGUUGGGAUGACGAGACAAAGGCUAUCGCCAAUUGCCGAACUCAUCAGACCAUUUGAUGCUCUUACCUUGAUGAUUACUGCUAUUGGUCAUGAUGUUGGUCAUCCUGGUGUCAACAAUGCAUUUCUGGUCCAUCUAAAUGCACCACUCGCUCAACUUUAUAAUGACCGAUCCGUCCUCGAAUCAUUUCAUUGUGCUGCUUUUUCUCAGAUAUUGCGUCGUCAUUGGCUAGCGGCUUUCGAGGAGCGUGGCAUGCGACAAUUAAUGAUAAGCACAAUCUUGGCAACAGAUAUGGGUCUGCAUUUUGAUUACAUGAAGAAGCUUGGCUAUCUUCAAGAAAAGUUACAUGAGAAUGGUGGUGUCACAGAUGGUUGGAAUGGUCGAGCGAUCGAGGAUCAACGAACACUCGCCUGCUCUUUACUUAUCAAAUGUGCGGACAUAAGCAAUGUGGCACGAAGAUUUGACACCGCAACUCAAUGGACGGAAAUCUUGACUGAUGAAUUCGCUCGUCAAGCUUCCAUGGAACAGGAUUUAGGUAUUCCAACAGCUUUGUACGCACCUCCUGUUCGAGAAAUCAUUGAACUUGGCAAAUCGCAACUAGGUUUCAUGAAUAUGUUUGCGAUACCAUUGUUUGGUGGUGUGACAGAUGUCAUGCCUGGUAUGGGGUUCUGUGUCGAGGAAUUGGAAAGAAAUAAAGCUGCCUGGGAAACUAGGAUAGCUUUAGAACAGGAGAAGAUGAGGCAAGAUGAUGGGUUCUUGGGUCUUCCUGAUGGCAUGCAAUCCGGCAUGCGCUCUCCCCGUGCAAUGAGUAUUGCACACCCUGUUCAAGAUGUACCUACUAGCCAGGAUGCCACUUCGAAAUCUAGUGAAGCCUCGAAUCUCCGUGUCCAAGCAAUGCUUAACCAACGCCCAUUUGGAACAAGACAAGGUUCCAAUGACGAAUCGCCCAAAGGUACGAAACAAGGGUCACCAGAACUUUCUCCGUUGACAAGUUUGUCGGAUCGAAGGUUUUCAAAGCCCAGUCAACUUCAACUCACUCAUGCACCAGGACUUCUCGAUUCCCGGGGUCAGGGCGUAGAAACUUUGGCAAAUGGAGAUCGACAAAUCAAUGGGGUACAUGUUCAGCCAUCUCUUUCCACAGACGUCGUGAUGGUAAGUCCCCCGACACCCAAAGAACCCACAGCACCACACAACCAAAGAAGUAGCGAAACCACAACAGACGGUAGCAAUUCUGGCUCUGCUGGAGAAUGGUCUACAGGUGCAGCAACAACAAAUAACAAAAGCCCAUUUUCACCCAGCACUCAAGCGACUAGCUUCGCAAGCGAAGAUUCGAAUAAUGGUAGGGCUGUCACUCCAACUUGUGCAUCUCCGCUUGUCAAUAGUACGAGCCAUUCUUCGGCGGGCUAUGAUAGAUCAAGUCAUUCUACGAAUGACGGAUCGAGUGUGCCUGAUACGGGAUCGGAUCUUAAAGUGUUAGCGGAGACGGGGAGAAAUUUGAAAAAGAAGCCCAGCCGAUUCAGGAUGAAUGGAUUGCAUUUCUGGAAGAGGAAAAAUGGCAAUCCACCAAUGCCGGCUGGGACGCCGGAUAAGCGAGAUUCUGAUGGGACUGAAGGAUGA
This is a messenger RNA of Sclerotinia borealis F-4128, 2838 nucleotides long. The record is from the annotation of a GenBank genome assembly. NCBI's taxonomy places the organism in Eukaryota, Fungi, Ascomycota, Leotiomycetes, Helotiales, Sclerotiniaceae.